AUGUACAGCAUUUAUAGAAGUAAGAACAAAGUCGAUAUCCUGGAUUAUGCUGGAGAUACGCACACAGAACUUGAUGUCAUUAUGAAGGCUUUUGGAUAUAUUAUUGAAGGGCUGAACACUGGUUUUGGGACACAUCAAAAAUGGGGCGAAUCCUUCUGCCCAUUAAGUAAGAGCAAAGACUAUAACAAGGGUCGAAAAUGUGAUUUACGCUUUCUAUCGAUAUCCGGAGUGGACUUAGGAGAGUGGGAAUUUGCAUCUGAAGUAAUCCCUCACAAGGUUGUUAGUGACCGUUGUAGAUCUGCUAGAGUUAAUCAGUCUAUUUUGAAUGGCUUGUUAAAUCUCAAUCUCACCGACGAGCAAGCUAAAAAUAUCAAAGUGCCCUUUGUGCAGAUAUGUGGCACAAGCGGUCAAAUGUUAAUUGUAGAUUUGGUUGAGGGUUUCUAUGUAGUAUUUCCUGGACCGAAGUUUGAGCUUCCCACAAAGCUUCAGCAUAUUAAAAAGCUAAAAUCUGCUGUUAAUAUUAUAAAUUUUAUUAUGAAUAUAUAUGAGCAAACAAAUGAAAUAGCAGAAACUCAAGAAAACACACGCAAUGGAUUCAAUGAUAUUUUUAGUGAUAAUACCGAUAUCAAACCUAUUCAUUAUAAGGCCAAAUAUAUACAUAAACCAUGGUGGUCUCCCAAAA
Molecule: messenger RNA, 682 nt
Organism: Dentiscutata erythropus
Lineage: Eukaryota; Fungi; Glomeromycota; Glomeromycetes; Diversisporales; Gigasporaceae
Source: the annotation of a GenBank genome assembly